Messenger RNA from Metarhizium album ARSEF 1941, 405 nucleotides. RefSeq lists its product as uncharacterized. Bases 1 to 405 code for a protein of 134 amino acids. The record is from RefSeq and is a predicted model, not a curated record. The transcript is spliced from 2 exons. Gene Ontology annotation, cellular component: nucleolus. NCBI's taxonomy places the organism in Eukaryota, Fungi, Ascomycota, Sordariomycetes, Hypocreales, Clavicipitaceae.
AUGCCGUCUGGCGACUACGCGGCGGUCGGCGGCGGCGGCGCCCUCAAGCUCAAGGGCGCCAAGGUCCAGAAGAAAAAGAAGAGGCGGGACAAGAGCGGCCUCGAGAGGACUUUGUCGGCGGGCGAAGGCGCAUCAGCAAAGGGGGACGGCACAUCCGCAAACGAGAGGCAGCCAGAUGAGCACGGCCAAGACCGCCACAGCGACGACGACGCGGCAGUUGCGCGAAAAACCGAAUCCGAGAGAAAAUACGACGAGGUCCGAAAGAAGAGGCUACAGAAGAUGGCGGAAUCGUCGAGUUCCCGGCCCGAACUGUUGAAAACGCACAAGGAACGGGUCGAGGAGCUCAACACGUACCUAUCAAAACUUAGUGAACAUCACGACAUGCCAAAGAUAGGUCCCGGCUAA